AAGGUCAAUAAGAUGCGUUUAUAGCAUUAACACUAGCCUACAGGCUAUGUUCUACGGUCUUAACCAUGACAGAUGUUUGUCCAAGUCACACCUACGAAGACAACCGGACCUCUCAGAUUGACCAGCACCUGUCAAUCAUUAUUAGUCGGUGACGUCAGGAGCUUUUUCACGUUUCCAUUUAUCUUGUUCGUACUUGUACCCCUGAACACGAUAUAUUUCGGAAGCUGUAAUAAUUUUACAUUCUCCAUAUGUUGGAAGAUCAGUAGUUGGCCAGAAGGAAAUAUAUGGCUGAACAACAACAAACUGAAAUCUAUUUGGCGACCAGACACAUUUUCAUCUUUAACAGUUGCCACCAUGGUGGAGCACAAUUUGACACUUGAAUAUGGUGCCGUUGUUCAUGAGUGGACAUUCUCUAUUCUGCCAAGUUCUAAUACAAUUAUGUUCAUUAGUAAACAAAAACCUGAAGAGCAGCCUGUCAGUGCUCUGGAAGACCUGAAGAUGUUCUCCGUUGAUGAGGUGUUUGCCUGUGAAAACAGCCCUCUGUACCUCUAUCGUGACCUAGACUUCAUCCUCAUGCUCGGUCACACCGUGCGCCAUCCUCUGAAGCUGGAGUCCAGAACCGCAUCCAUGUUACUGGUGACCUGGAACAAGGCGCCGCCCCUGGCCCCCGCUGACCCCGCCCCCAGCCACUCGGUGUCCCUCUACCACUCUGAGAUGAAGGCCUACGCUGUCCUCAGUGUGGACAGCACCCGGUCCAGCCACUACCGCUUCACAGGCCUAGAGUCAUGCACUCCCCAUGUCGCCUGUGUGGGGAUAGCUGGCAGCCACUCGCUCAGCUGCCUCUCCACUAUCACAGACCCAGAUGUCCCCAGACACUUCCAGGUGACAUUGCGCGACACCUCUAGUGUGACUGUAUCCUGGGGCUGUCCCGAGAACUGCAAGUACUCCCUCUUCCUUGUCACGGUUUUCUACCUCAACGGGACCAACCACAUCUUGGAGGAGAGAUCCUACAAGCACUCGUCGGACAGCUUUGUGUUCACCCAGUCUAACCUGACGUCAUGCAGCAGGGUGAGGUUUGGCCUACAGACGGUGUGUAAGGCCGGCAUGGAUACUCGCCGCAGCAAAAUGCUCCUCAUUGACGGGAAUGCUGUCCAAUCAGAAAUCGAGGACUUGCGGCAGACCGGCUCAGGACCUGAGAACUACACCCUGUCCUGGAUGGUGAGGAACACUUCCUCUGUCGCUGCGUUCAGGAUCUACCACCAGGGGGUGCUCCACACCACCACACUGCUCACCAGUCACACGGUGGCGGCCCUACAGCCCUGUUCCCAGUACACCGCCAGAUUGGAGGCCCUCUGUGGGGAGAACGUGGUCAUGAGCGCCAAGACCGUACGUGCUCGCACAGGACCCAGGGGUGUUUCAGAACUGAGCUAUCGUCCUAAGGACUCUACUGCACUGUGGAUGGCUGGGACGGGGUCGCCUGUGUCCUUCCAGUACAGGUUGGCUUAUGUCAACGGCUCCACCAUCCACGAAGGGCGGCUGAUGGAGCCUUGGCUCCACCUCCCUGGGCUCGUUGAGGGCUGGCCCUACGCCCUGGACGUGUGGGAGGAGUGUGACGGAGAGUGGAGCGCCGACCCGGCCCUGGUUUGUUUUAAUGGAGCCAAUGUGCCCAUCAACCACACUGUGCUGCCGCCCGUGCCCUCCGUGAGCACUAAUGAAGACCUAGGGUUGAUGUUUCCAAGGCCUUCCCUGGCCAUCGUUGUGCCUUGGUCUCUGGGUGCUGACCUCCAGGACCCCAGGAGCGAGCCCAGAGCAGAGCUGGAGCGUGUUGUCACAAACAAACUGGAGAAACUCCUGGAAGGCUACCCGGGUAAGAUCAACAUACAGUUGGUUGCAUUUGAGAACCUGGAAGUUGAAAACAGAACCAAGAUUACAUUUCAAGUAUUUGACGCUUCCACGAGCAGCGAAAACCUGCUGCUACCAAUUGAGGUUCAGCUGAAACACAUCCAGCCGCCGCAGUCUUUCAACAUCACAAUCGAUGACGGGAUCAUUUACUGGGAUGACCCAGAUGAGUGUGCGUCCCCUGAUCAGAACAAGUGUGAACCGGGGUCCGUCUGCAUCAACACCCUGGACUCCUACAGCUGUGUGUGUCCGCAUGGCUUCUAUGACGUAGGCCCCAUCUUCAACCCGUCUCCUAGCACUUCAUCCUAUCCCAUCUGUCGUGAAAAGGGGAUGUUUGCCCAAUGUCUGGAUGGGUUUAUGGUCGGAGGCAUAGCCAAAACAUUUCUGAUGGACUACUUCGGGGGCAACGUGAACAUCGUCCUCAAUGCAGGCCAGUGCACAAUGAACGAGAGCGAGACGCUUUACCACUUCCGCAUGCUUCGCACGCCCCCACAGUGCGGGACGACACGGCUGGUGAACAGAACAGACAUCGAGUUCCGCAACACUCUGACAGUGACCCUGAGCAGAGACGAGAUCAUCACGCGACGCGAUCUUAAGGUUAUCUGGAAGUGCAUCUAUCCCCGAAGCCAUGUCCACAAUGCCCAGAUAAACCUAGAUCUGGAAUGGAUCACCUCCUAUUCUGUACUGCAGUACAACUCCUCCCUCGAGCUGGGGCUGGCCAUGACCAUGUACAGCGACGACUCCUUCUCCCACAGCUACAGAGAUGCCAUCACCCUCGGCUACAGCGACGUGCUUUUCUUUGAGGUGGCCCUACUAACGAACAACACAUUUGCCUCUGAGGUUCUACUGGAAGUGGUUUCCUGCUGGGCCACUGAGAGCCCAGAUCCACAGGAUGAAACCAAGGGCUUCUUUCUCCAGCAUAGCUGCCCUACUGACACAACUUUUGAAUGGUUGUCUGUGAACGGGGCCGCGCAGGAGAGCAGGUUCUCCGUUCAGAUGUUCGCUCUGCCCAGAGAGUUACCCAUCUACAUGCACUGCAUGGCCAAGAUAUGCUCUCCCUUUGAGGAUUGUACUAAGGACUGUGUCACCCAAAGAGUUUCAAAGAGAUCAAUCACUAAAUGGGGUGUUGACCCCAGACGGUCUGCAAUAGUGUCAGUGGGACCACUGACUGUCACCAGCAGUGAGACACCUGGGACCAAAAGCUCCAACUGGCAAGAGGUUGGGACAAUGGCCUUUGUUGUGGGAGGAUCCAUCAGCAUGCUGAUGUUGACAGUGCUUGGUGUGAGCUUAACCAAAGCUUUUAUGAAUUAUUAUGAGCGAGCAAGGCCUUAAUAAACACAUGGAGCCAAGUUCACUUGUCCUUCAUUCUUUAUGUUCCAAAGAUGUCUUCACCACAAUGAAAUGGCAAAAAUGACACCAGGUGCACAGUGAUUACUAAAU
Messenger RNA from Esox lucius (northern pike), 3339 nucleotides. RefSeq lists its product as uncharacterized. Lineage: Eukaryota; Metazoa; Chordata; Actinopteri; Esociformes; Esocidae. Gene Ontology annotation, molecular function: protein binding; calcium ion binding. Bases 73 to 3231 code for a protein of 1052 amino acids. The transcript has 19 exons. Gene Ontology annotation, biological process: neutrophil migration. The record is from RefSeq and is a predicted model, not a curated record. Gene Ontology annotation, cellular component: apical plasma membrane; cell surface.